Funneliformis mosseae is the source of this 318-nucleotide messenger RNA. Lineage: Eukaryota; Fungi; Glomeromycota; Glomeromycetes; Glomerales; Glomeraceae. The record is from the annotation of a GenBank genome assembly.
AUGACAUGUCGGGUUUUUAUGAACUGUUGUGGUAAUCUUGUAAGAAGAUUUGGUCAAUUAAUAGAAAACAUUAAUUAUAUUACGAACGUUGAAUCGAUCAAUCUUAUUUUAGACACGACUCUUUGGGUGUUUGAGCUUUGGAUUGCGUCUUUACCACCAAUGGGAGUUGCAAACGUACAGUUAUCUUUUGUGACAAAUCAAAAAGGUCAUGAGCAGCCCACAGGACCAAAAAGGAAACGAAAGAAGGUAGCCUUCAUAACUGUAGAUGGCAACACCCGUGCCGCAACACCCCAUGAUGCUUCAGGUUUGGUGAAGUAA